Diaporthe batatas is the source of this 663-nucleotide messenger RNA. RefSeq lists its product as uncharacterized. The record is from RefSeq and is a predicted model, not a curated record. Bases 1 to 663 code for a protein of 220 amino acids. NCBI's taxonomy places the organism in Eukaryota, Fungi, Ascomycota, Sordariomycetes, Diaporthales, Diaporthaceae. The transcript has 2 exons.
AUGAAGAGAUCCCCCGAGGACGACUACCCAACGCCUCCCCGCAGCACCAAGAGGAUUCGGAUCCGCAUAAGGGUUGAAGCCAAAGCCACGAACAUCCGAAAGAAGGCCCCCAAAGCCAUCACCAUCCCCCCUAAAAGUCCAAGCAUGGAUAAGAUCAGGGUGGUACACAAGGUCCCAAAGCCACCCAAGGGCGCCUACAACGAGGAGUUCUUCGACCUCACAUCCUGCCGCCUCAUAAACCCUCUACCGGUGAAGUACGAGCUGCUCACCCACGCCAGCCCGUCCACCGGCACAAGAACGCCGUCGGAUAUCGAGCCCCGUUUCUGGUUCCCGGCGCCCAUCGAGGACGACAUCAAGAAAAGGCUCUUCCUCCACCCGAGGAACCGCGGGAUCGUCUGGGUCGGCCGGUUCGCCGAGGCCAAGCUGGAGGCGGAGAAGAAGAAGUACCACCGAGUCAAGGACCUGUGGCUAUUCGAGGCGUCGGACGCGUACCUACCCGGCUAUGACAAGAAGGCCGAGUUUAUCGCGCGGGCCUUCGAGGACGAGAUGCUGAGCCCCUGGGUCGUCGGCUGGCUGAGGGAGCUGAUCGGGGCGGAAGCGGUGGGCAAAAUCCUCGAGCAUGUCGAGGCGAACCUGAGGAGGGCCCUGGCGAGGAAGGAGUGA